This is a messenger RNA of Triplophysa dalaica, 1464 nucleotides long. RefSeq names its product homeobox A4a (gene hoxa4a). Gene Ontology annotation, cellular component: nucleus. The coding region runs from base 168 to 905 and encodes 245 amino acids. The transcript has 2 exons. NCBI's taxonomy places the organism in Eukaryota, Metazoa, Chordata, Actinopteri, Cypriniformes, Nemacheilidae. Gene Ontology annotation, biological process: embryonic skeletal system morphogenesis; anterior/posterior pattern specification; regulation of transcription by RNA polymerase II. The record is from RefSeq and is a predicted model, not a curated record. Gene Ontology annotation, molecular function: RNA polymerase II cis-regulatory region sequence-specific DNA binding; DNA-binding transcription factor activity, RNA polymerase II-specific.
CCUGCUAUUGGUGCUUGUUUACACGAUGCCCACAGGAGGCGCUGAUUGGUCGCAUUCCUCACGUGACCGACCAACUUUGUACAUUUGACAGGGGAGUAGGUGGGUUUUGGAGAGAUCAGAAAAACGACAGCACGAUAAAAAUUAGAAUUGUUGCACUUUACAAAUUAAUGAUCAUGAGUUCCUACUUGAUCAAUUCGAAUUACAUCGAACCUUCUUUCCCGCCCUGCGAAGAAUAUCAGCAGAACGGAUACAUGCCCAUGCCCUCCGAUUAUUAUGAGCGGCCGAAAGACUCGGGCUUCCCCCAUCACGAGGAGGCAUCAUUCCCGCGAUCAAACUACCAGGAGCCGAGCUACGAUUACGGUAAUGUGACAACCAACGGCAUCAACGAGUUUACAGACCGUCAUCACGCACAACCUCAGUCCGUUCCGCAGAAUCACGGACCCCACCUCGCUACAGAGAGCUGUGAUGGUUCUACUGAAAACAAGGAUUGUAGCCUUGUGUCAGAAGCUCUCCCAGGCGCCCAGAAGGGUAAGGAGCCGGUGGUGUAUCCCUGGAUGAAAAAAGUCCAUGUUAAUUCUGUGACCGCCAGCUACUCUGGAGGAGUGCCCAAGAGGUCUCGCACCGCCUACACACGCCAGCAAGCUCUUGAGCUUGAGAAAGAGUUCCACUUUAACCGAUAUUUGACUCGACGUCGACGAGUGGAGAUCGCGCACACUAUGUGUCUUUCUGAACGUCAAGUGAAAAUCUGGUUUCAAAACCGCCGUAUGAAGUGGAAGAAAGAUCACAAGCUUCCCAACACAAAGAUCCGUUCAUCGAGCACUGCGUCCUCCAGCCACCACGUGAAAACGGACGCCACUCAGCAGCAGCAAACACUACUUCCUACGCCGUGUUCCUCGAACCUUUAGUGCCAGAAGCACAUCGGCACAAACGGACCUCAACAAGAAAGAAGACAUAUUAGUAUUAAGAUUGGAACUUCACAGGGUUACUUUUUAUUCAAUGUCCGAAAAGGCGACCUCAUUCUCGACUCCCCAUUCAUUUCCUUCACACUUAUUUGAGCUGGAAGCAUACCCUUCCUUUAUAGAUAGUUGUUUUUUCGUACUUGAACAAUAGUGGUGUGUAGUUUAACUUGGUUAAAGGAUCGUUGCGUUAUUUUUCUCUAACCGGGCAUAUGACCAGUGCUAGUAACGCGUGUACAAAUCCCAUUGACAUUUUAAUAUGAAGGCACAAGUAUAGGAGCAAUCUCUGUGAGGUAGUCAUCAUAUUUGUCUUAGUUCCAUUUUAGUGUAUUUUGUCUGUAUUUACGUCAUCAAAGCUGUGAAUAUUCGUGUACUUGGUUAUUUGUAUAUUGGUAAAAUAUGUCAAGAUGUUUUAGUAAGCUUGUAUGCAAGUUAUUGUAGGCAACCAGUGGAAAUAAUAAAUAUGAAUUUAUUGUGUAUAAUCCUUUUAGACUAAUCCAUAGUAAGG